Molecule: messenger RNA, 603 nt
Organism: Zymoseptoria tritici IPO323
Lineage: Eukaryota; Fungi; Ascomycota; Dothideomycetes; Mycosphaerellales; Mycosphaerellaceae
Exons: 2
Coding region: 1-603 (200 amino acids)
Source: RefSeq, a predicted model, not a curated record
AUGGCUGCGGAGGACUCCUCAGCCAUCACCCACGAAUUGCUGUUCCCCACCACGCUUCCCGGCCUCGUUCCAUUCGUUCCCAACCCGAUCGGAACCCACGAGUUCUUCAUCCCUGAUCAGGAACAAAAGCAGAUGAUCAACCGCUACGACCAUGGAUGCCUCCACUACGCGCCAGCGACCUCCGGCAAAUACGAGCUAUUCUGGCACUUGAAGUUGCAAAAUCCCAUUCCGACUGUCAUCGUCCCGCUCAGUGCGAUCCAGCAGAACAGGGUCCUGUUCCCGAAGGAGGUUUCAACUCGCAUCAACGUCACCAAUUGGGCCGCUAUGAGCGACGAGGGUGUCAGGAAGCAGAUGUGCACCAAGUUUUCUAUCACCGUCAAGGCAAGCCGCCUCAACGAACUCCUCGGCCUGAUCGAGAAGCUUGGCAAGGCGUUUCAGAACGCAUCGCGGACAGUGCUUCUUGAGACCCAGGCGUCGGGAGAUUGGAAGCGUUUGCUCACUUACCACGAGAAGGAGAUGCUCUUUGAGGAUGGUGGGCUCGAGGUCGGCUUCGGGUAUUGGUGGAUGGCACUCAACAACGAGUACCCCUAUCCCGACAUUUGA